Anarrhichthys ocellatus (wolf-eel) is the source of this 1240-nucleotide messenger RNA. RefSeq names its product C-C chemokine receptor type 4-like. The record is from RefSeq and is a predicted model, not a curated record. Lineage: Eukaryota; Metazoa; Chordata; Actinopteri; Perciformes; Anarhichadidae. Gene Ontology annotation, biological process: positive regulation of cytosolic calcium ion concentration; cell chemotaxis; calcium-mediated signaling. Gene Ontology annotation, cellular component: membrane; external side of plasma membrane. The transcript is spliced from 2 exons. Gene Ontology annotation, molecular function: C-C chemokine receptor activity; C-C chemokine binding. The coding region runs from base 91 to 1173 and encodes 360 amino acids.
CUGCAGUGAACGCUCCGGAGUCAUUUAGUCCUUCCUCAUUGUCCUCCUCUCACUGCACUACCACCAAGCUGCACUGGUCAAACCCCAGCCAUGAGCUCUGAAGAACAAUAUAAGCUGUUCAUGGAUCUUUUCAAUGACACCUACUAUAACACUGAGUAUGUGUCCAAUGAAACUGUCUGGCUUUGUGAAAAGCAGGCUGUCAACAAGUUUGGUGCGAGAUUCAUCCCAGUUUUCUACUAUGCCAACUUCCUCCUGAGUUACCUUGGUAAUGGGCUCGUCCUCUUCAUUAUCUACAAGUAUGAGAAGCUCUGCACAGUGACAAACAUCUUCCUCCUGAAUUUGGUCCUGUCCAACCUUCUCUUUGCCGCCAGUCUCCCCUUCUGGGCAACCUACCAUAUGUCUGAGUGGAUUUUUGGGAUGGUUCUGUGUAAGAUGGUCAGCAGUGCCUACUUCAUCGGCUUCUACAGCUCCAUCCUCUUCCUCACACUCAUGACAUUUGACCGAUACCUUGCAGUGGUUCAUGCAGUGGCAGCCGCUAAGAGCAGGAAAAAGGCAUAUGCCAUCAUUGCCUCAGUGGCAGUUUGGUGCAUUAGUAUUGUAGCGAGUGUGAAAGAGCUGGUUCUCCAAAAUGUGUGGAAGAGUCCGUUGAAUGGCCUGAUAUGUGAGGAGUCAGGAUAUACUGAGAGCACCAUGGAGCGCUGGCGUCUGGUCAGUUACUACCAACAAUUCCUGCUCUUCUUCCUCCUCCCUCUGGCCAUGGUGAUGUACUGCUACAUCAGCAUCACUGUCCGCAUCCUAUCCACCCGCAUGAAGGAGAAGUGUCGCGCCAUCAAACUCAUUUUUGUCAUCAUCUUCACCUUCUUCGCCUGCUGGACACCCUACAAUAUUGUGAUCCUCCUUCGAGCUAUUCAGAUCUCUCGCCCCAGUGAAGGUGACGACUCGUGUUCGGAUGAAGAAAGCCUGGAUUAUGCACUGUAUGUGACCCGGAACAUAGCUUAUUUGUAUUGUUGCAUUAGUCCCGUGUUUUACACAUUUGUGGGAAAGAAGUUCCAGAGCCACUUCAAAAGGCUGAUGUCUAAGAGGAUCCCCUGUCUGAAGAGACACAUGAGCCUCAGCAGCCAGAGCACCAGAACCACAUCCCAGAGGACACCGCACUCUGCUUAUGAGUACUAAAAAAAAAAAAAAACACAAACAAGCCAGAAAUCUGGGUGUAGUUAUGGAUUCAGACCUCAAUCUGAAC